AUGUAUAAAGGGACCUCAUUUGUGAAAAGAACACGAGGGAACAAGAUUGAUAUUCAAAUGUGGGUGAAACCUGAAGGAAAAGAUGGCCUUUUAUUCUGGGUUGGCAAAGAGCAACAUUCAGCUUUCAGUGACUUCCUUUCUGUUGGUUUUGUUGAUUCCUUAUUGCAGUUCCGCUACAAUUUGGGAAGUGGAGAGGUUACCAUUUCCUAUAAUGCUACGAAUUUCUUUGAUGGAGGAUGGCACUUUAUUCGCAUGCAGAGAGAUAAACAAGACGGUUACCUGUUAGUGGACAACCAGUAUGUGGUGGAGGGAAGUUCACCUGGAGUCUUUGUAUCAUUGAAUACUGACAAAAAAGUCUACAUUGGAGGAAUGCCUGAUAUUGUGCAUCAUACUAGACGCCGAUUUAAAAAUGGUUUCAAAGGGUGCAUCACGGAUGUCACUCUUGGGACUGACAUGAAACUAGACCUGAUCAAUGAAGCUGAUGUCGGACAAAAUGUCUGGCAAUGUUCAUAA
This is a messenger RNA of Acanthosepion pharaonis, 513 nucleotides long. The record is from the annotation of a GenBank genome assembly. Lineage: Eukaryota; Metazoa; Mollusca; Cephalopoda; Sepiida; Sepiidae.